AUGUCGCCAACCAUCUCAAAGUCAUGGGAAGAUGUCGCGGCAAAGAAACAAGCUGAAUGCGCAGCAGCACUCCCAUCAGCCUGGAUCAUUCCCCCAGCAGUGCUGAAAGAUAUCACACUAGGUCCCAAAUCUGGGACCAAUGUCAUUGCCCUCGACAUUCCACGUAAAUCUGGAAUCUUGACCGAGUCUGAAUUGGCCAUCACCGAGAACUACAAUGCAACGGAACUGGUAGCAAAGCUUGCAGCUGGAACAUUCUCGUCAGAGGAAGUGAUAUUAGCUUUCUCCAAGAGAGCGGCGAUUGCACAGCAGCUGGUCAAUUGCCUAACAGAAACAUUCUUCGAUCGUGCGUUGGUACGGACAAAGUUCCUGGACGCAUACCUGAUGGAGCACAAGAAGCCGAUUGGUCCGCUCCACGGCCUUCCAACUACGAUAGGAUACAUCUCCUAUGCAGACAAUCCACCUUUGACGUAUAACUCUGCACUGGUCGAUAUGCUUCUGGACCUCGGUGCCGUCCUCUACGUCAAGACGAACAUCCCACAGGCUUUCAUGAGUGCCGACACUCACAACAACCUCUUUGGACGCACUCUCAAUCCGAAUAAUCUUAGCCUGGGUGCAGGCGGAUCGACAGGCGGCGAAGGGGCCCUCAUUGCACUUCGAGGAUCUGUUCUCGGUGUUGGGACUGAUCUAGGUGGUUCGAUCCGAAUGCCAUCUCUGGCCUGUGGUAUCAUUGGUUUCAAGCCGUCGACUGGACGCAUUCCAUAUGCUCGGAAGUGCUCUGGAGUAUUGGGAGGAUUUUCUCCAGUACUUCCAUGCGCAGGACCCAAUUGCACGGAUUUGGUGGAUGCUGAAUUCUUUAUGAAUACAGUCAUUGACGCGAAUCCUUACGAGUAUGAUUCAUCGGCAUACGAUGUACCGUGGCGACAACACGACAUUGGGGAUAAAUUAAUCAUUGGCGUCCAAACCGAGGAUCCUAUCCUCCCACUUCGAGCCCCCGUUCGCCGUGCACUGUUGAGUGCAGUGGCUAAACUCAAGGAAGCCGGUCACACCUUAAUCGACAUCCCACACAAUCCUGAUAACACCAUUGCCACUGCGAACGGGAUGAUGCUGAAAUAUUAUCAGGCUGAUCCAAAUCGGACUCAGUUGAAGAAUCUUGAGGAUGGUGGUGAGCCGAUCGUCCCAUCUGUCCUGAGCAUGAACUGCCUUGGGACAUCGGGAGACUGGACGGAGCUCUCUCUAGCCGGGCUCGCUGCAAUGAACAAGCAGCGCGGAGAGAGGGUCGAAGCCUGGAGAAAAGUUUGGGUGGACAAGAAGCUGGACGUUCUCCUUGGCCCAGGAUGUUAG
Molecule: messenger RNA, 1341 nt
Organism: Cadophora gregata
Lineage: Eukaryota; Fungi; Ascomycota; Leotiomycetes; Helotiales; Ploettnerulaceae
Exons: 2
Coding region: 1-1341 (446 amino acids)
Source: RefSeq, a predicted model, not a curated record